UCGCGCGAACUCUCGAUCUCAUCUCAUCUUGAAAUUACCUCAUGUCGCAUGACCGGCCUGCACCACGUAUAAACCAUGGCCAAUUUGAGCCUCCCUCAACCUCCGACUACAUGAUGUCUCCGCCUGUAAAUCUCCGCAAUCGCCGCCUGAACCGCCCUGCAACCUUCGCCGAGGGGUUGGCUCCAGCGCCAGCGCCAGCGUCGCCUUCCCCGCAAACCCUGCGCCGCAACUCAACGCUAUCGGAGUCCGUCUCUGAGGCUCGGAACACCAUCCGAUCCUCGACCGACGAGCUCCUCUUUCCACGAGCAGCACCAACCCACGAUCGCAACGAUGAGGAGUCGCAUUGGCAGUCUGCGCCGCUGGGACUUGCGUUACUCCCCGCAGUCGCCGGCAUCUUCUUUCAGAAUGGCAGUGCUUUUGUCACGGACGUCACUCUCUUAGCCUUGGCUGCUGUUUUUCUGAACUGGUCUGUCAGACUACCAUGGUAA
Aspergillus calidoustus is the source of this 488-nucleotide messenger RNA. The record is from the annotation of a GenBank genome assembly. Lineage: Eukaryota; Fungi; Ascomycota; Eurotiomycetes; Eurotiales; Aspergillaceae.